AUGCAGAGAUCCGUUCGAGCAUGUAAAGUGGCACCCUGCGUGGAAUUCUCCGACCUCCGGGGAAGCAUACCUCACGCAGAUCCAGAGCGCCCGGCCCCCAAAGCUCCAGACGUGAACCAAGAGGAAGAACCUGAGCCAAAGCACAGCCCGACGGACUCCAAGAAGAACAGUGAGCUUUUGCCGCCCCCAGAGAACUCGGAAGAGGCGUAUGGGCAACCCUUGCCUCAGGUCGGGAAGGCGUGGCGUGUAGCGCAACUGGUUGGGACUGGUUUGUGCUCAGCCUUUCUGGUAUCCAUUUGUUUCACUGCCUCCCUGGCAGCCAGCGGGCUGUGGCCCGUCCCCGGCCACAAGAGCGCAAGUUUCUGGGGCGGUUUCCUGAACCGGCUGGUUUGGGCUCUCAGCCCAUGUUUCCUGGGGAGCUUCUUCCCUGGACUCUGCAAUCCAACGCUUAUGACGAAACGGAGCUGCCAGGUCUUCUUCCUCCUGGUGAGCCUCGUGCCCUUCGUCAUCGCCAACAUCUCUUUUCCCUACGCGGUCGGUACGGAGAACGAGGGCAUCGUCUUCUUCUCUACAUGCUUCUGGCCAACGACUACCUGCAUCUUCUUCCUGCCCUCCAUGGUGGCGGGCAUACGCCACUGCCGUGGCGACGAUGACUGGUACCAGUUGUGCUCGCAAGUGCGAUACAUCAGACAGCAAGGAAAGAACUUUUGGCUUGACUUGCUGAGCUUGGUCGCCUGUUUCCUUGCCACUGUUUUGCCAGUGAACUACAUCGCUCUGGACUUCGCAGUGGUCAUGCCGAACAUGAGCACCCUUGUUGCUGCGGUGCUUCGACCUCUCAUUUCCAUGCUGCUGAAAGGCUGCUGUGUGGCGGUCUUUAAAGUCGCCGCCUCUGGGCUUGGGCCCACAAUGCAUCGAUAUGGCAUGUUUCCUCUGGCCCUGAACCUGGGAUUGCACACAUCCUUGGCUGCGGCUCAGUGUCGCGACUGGCCCAGCGUCGGAAUCUGGGUGCUGUGCGAUUGCGCAACCAUACUGUGGCGAGCCGUGAGGGCUCGACAUGCCGGUGCAUUUCGGAAGAGAUUUGUCGACCUGACACCAUGGCUUAGUGACGAAGAUCUCCUGAAACGCAUGAGCUUCGAAGCUAUCAUUCUAGGCUGGGGACUCACAGCUGCUCUUUCAAGUUUGCUGGUCUUCAGUCCGCUAGCUUGGGUGCUCCCGCGCAUGCUUCAAGAAUUCCUCCUCACAUCUGGGUUGAGCAGCGUCAAGUACCUGGCCGUCGUCUGCGUCUGUGAUGUCAGCGCAGACAUCUUGUCCAUUGUCUACCUCACACAUCUAUGCAAUUGCGAUUUCAGCAAAGUUUUGGGGCAUCCCUUUUCCGGGCCCGUUUGUCAUGCAUAUAUCAGUUCCCUAGCAGUGGUCUGGGCCCCUUGUGCACUGGGGUGUUUCGGCUGGGUAUUCCAGCACAUGUGCGUUUCCACUUUCAAGUCCGAGUGUUAA
This is a messenger RNA of Symbiodinium natans, 1494 nucleotides long. The record is from the annotation of a GenBank genome assembly. Lineage: Eukaryota; Dinophyceae; Suessiales; Symbiodiniaceae.